UUGUUCUCUGUGUUUACUAUGUACUGUGUUGUUGUGGCCCAGGCUGUCCUCCGCUGCAGGGCUCAGAGAGCAGCCAGCAGAACUUCAUGGGCGUCCUGGAGACGGCCAUGAAACUAGCCAAUCAGGACGCAGACGCAGAGGACGAGGACGGAACAGGGGAAUUGGCCAAGCCUGCAGUGGGAGCUCCAGUCCAGAAAGGCAAAGCCCUGACCCCUCCCACACCAGGUUCCGGAGGCAACACAACACAGGGCUCCAGACUGGGGCUUAAAGCCCAGCAGCAGUUGGACUUCCUGUUGCUGCGGCGACAGGCGUUCGUCCGUGCGGCGCUGCGUUCUAAACAGAUGAAGGACAUGCAGGGAGCGGCGGUCCAUCUCCGACACGCUAAAGGACUGGACCAGAUGAUCAGCGCCACCAAGGGAGGCCUGCCUGUAGACAUCACCAAGGUCCCCAGUGCUCCAGUCAGUGAGGAGGACUACUCUCUGGCUCGGUCUCGUUCCUCUCCUCGCUCCUCAGAGCAAUACAACAGCCUCAUGGAGCUGCUCCGACAGCAGCACCAGAAAUGUCUGGGUUACUCCCAGCAGUUCACUCACAUGGGAAGUGUGGCCGAGACCUCCAGGUUUGAGAAGCUGGCAGAAGAGUGUAUGCAGAACAUUGAGGUGCUGAAGAUGGCCCACGCCAAGGGCCAACCUGUCCCCAAAUACCACACUGAGGAGAGGACCUUCAACACUGUCAAAAUGUAUCCUGACCUGACAGCCAAUGAGAUGACGCUGUACAUCGUGAAGGGCAUCAAUCUACCUGCUCCCUCAGGAGUCUCUGCCAGUGAUCUGGACACCAGUGUGCGCUUUGAGUUUCCUUUUCCUAGUAUGGAGGAGGCCCAGAGGGAUAAGACCAGUACAGUGAAGAACAGCAACAGUCCAGAGUUUAAAGAGAAGUUUAACCUGAACAUCAACCGUCAACACAGAGGCUUCAAGAGGGUCGUCCAGGCCAAAGGCAUCAAGUUUGACAUCAUCCACAAGGGGGGUCUGUUCAAGGGGGACAAAGUGUUGGGGAACGCUCAGCUGAAGCUGGACUCACUGGAGAACCAAUGUGACAUCAGACAGAUUAUAGAGGUGUUGGAUGGUCGUAAGGCUACGGGGGGUAAGCUGGAGGUGAGGGUGAAGAUUCGGGAGCCGCUGGGAGGAGCACAGCUUCAGAUCACCACAGAGAAAUGGCUGGUCCUCGACCCUGAACCAAUCACCACCCCCGACAGAGAGAGAGAACAACAGGUAAGGAGAGAGAGAGAUGGCUGGUCCUCGACCCUGAACCAAUCACCACCCCCGACAGAGAGAGAGAACAACAGGUAAGGAGAGAGAGAGAUGGCUGGUCCUCGACCCUGAACCAAUCACCACCCCCGACAGAGAGAGAGAACAACAGGUAAGGAGAGAGAGAGAUGGCUGGUCCUCGACCCUGAACCAAUCACCACCCCCGACAGAGAGAGAGAUGGCUGGUCCUCGACCCUGAACCAAUCACCACCCCCGACAGAGAGAGAGAACAACAGGUAAGGAGAGAGAGAGAUGGCUGGUCCUCGACCCUGAACCAAUCACCACCCCCGACAGAGAGAGAGAUGGCUGGUCCUCGACCCUGAACCAAUCACCACCCCGACAGAGAGAGAGAACAACAGGUAAGGAGAGAGAGAUGGCUGGUCCUCGACCCUGAACCAAUCACCACCCCCGACAGAGAGAGAGAUGGCUGGUCCUCGACCCUGAACCAAUCACCACCCCCGACAGAGAGAGAGAACAACAGGUAAGGAGAGAGAGAGAUGGCUGGUCCUCGACCCUGAACCAAUCACCACCCCC
This is a messenger RNA of Oncorhynchus nerka (sockeye salmon), 1835 nucleotides long. Its product is annotated as coiled-coil and C2 domain-containing protein 1A-like. Gene Ontology annotation, molecular function: RNA polymerase II cis-regulatory region sequence-specific DNA binding; DNA-binding transcription repressor activity, RNA polymerase II-specific. The record is from RefSeq and is a predicted model, not a curated record. Gene Ontology annotation, cellular component: nucleus. NCBI's taxonomy places the organism in Eukaryota, Metazoa, Chordata, Actinopteri, Salmoniformes, Salmonidae. The transcript has 11 exons. Bases 87 to 1343 code for a protein of 418 amino acids. Gene Ontology annotation, biological process: regulation of transcription by RNA polymerase II.